AUUUUCGCUUGAACUACAUUUCCCAAAAUGCUUUUCUCAUCAAACAUGGCGACGAUGACAAUUACUUCCGGGUCACGGAUAGUAAACAGCAGGGUCGCUUUUUAACCGGCAAAAUGUGAAGUUACGCGGGAUAGGGUACUUCACAGAAGUUAAACAUCCAAUAAGGAUGGACCUGGGCAAGGCCAAGCUACUGCGGAGCGGCGUCAACGCGCUGCACCAGGCCAUCCACCCUGUGCACGGCAUCGCCUGGACCGAUGGCAAGCAGGUGUGCCUGACAGCGCUGUACUUUGUUCACGGCGAGGUCAAGUUCGGUGACACCAACGUGAUCGGGCAGUUCGAGCACGUCCUGGGGCUUUUUUGGGGCCCGCUGUGCUGCCCGGACUCGCCCGCCCUGCUGGCCGUGCAGCACAAGAAGCACGUCAGCGUCUGGCAAAUGCAGCUGAGCGCUCUGGAACACAACAAGCUGCUAUGCACUCAGACCUGCGAGAUGAGCGAGCCUUUCCCGCUGCUCCCUCAGGGCUGUGUCUGGCAUCCCAAACUAGACAUCUUGUCUCUCCUGACUAAGAGGGACGCCUCAGUGCUGUUUUCCGUGAGGGUGGACAACAGGAGGACCAAAGCAGACAUCAAAGGGAGCGGACUGAUCCACUGCGCUUGUUGGACUAAAGAUGGCACUCGGCUGGUGGUGGCGAUCGGCAGCGAGCUUCACUCCUACAUCUGGAACGACAUCCACAAGAGCCUGGUGGCCUGCUCCUUCUGCCCCAUCUUUGACGUGGGGGGCUACAUCUGUGCCAUGGAGGCCACAGGGGACUCUCAGGUUGCGGUGGCGACAGAGCUGCCUUUGGAAAAACUAUGCGGGUUGAGCGCCGGCAUGGCUUUUGAGGUACCGCCUGAGGCAGACCCCUUGCAGAGGCAGACUCUGGAAAAUGACCUCUCGUUGGACUCAAGGAGACGGUCCUUUGACUCCGAGAGGUCUCAUGCAGCCAGCCCGAACCCUGUGGACCUAACCCACCUGCUCGCCAAGCACCGCUGCUCAGACCCGAGCCCCCUUAUUCACCUUCGUCGCAAGGAUGUAGUAACAGGCUCCGGCCAGGACUCCUCGCACCUGGUCUUAAUCACAUACGAACGGAAGGUGACGACCACCCGCAAAGUCAGCAUCCCCGGGAUCCUGGUGCCGGAUAUCGUGGCUUUUGACCCGCGGGCUUCCACUGUGGCUGUUGCGUCCAACACCUGCAACAUGGUGCUGGUGUACUGCAUUACGCCAUCUGCCAUGCCCAACAUCCAGCAGAUCUCCCUGCAGGCCAACGACAGGCCCAAGGGGGUGUGCUUCCUCAGCGACAAGGUUCUGCUGUUGAUGGUGGGCCGCCAGAAGUCCAUGGAACCCGCCUUCCUCCCGUCCUCCAACACGGAAAAAUACAUCCUUCGCCUUUUAGCCAAAGAGUUGAUGUACGACGGGGACAGUGUCUUCUCACCAGCCCCCUCCCCUGUCAACCCGGGGUCACCCUUUAAUUUCUCCCGGAUUAGAAGGCACUCAGAACACCUGUCCAAAGAGGACAGGGAACGCCCAGGGAUAAAGGACUUGGUGCUGCCGGGCGCAGGUGUUGUACGUUCACCCGGAAGCAGACGCGGACUGGUGGAGGAGGUGAGGAGCGACGAGGCCAGCCCCGUAACCAGCUCUGUGGACUUUUCCUCCUCGGAGAGAACGCCGUCCAGCACCUCAUCCUCUGUCACGGUGGAGAACUUUGACGCCGACCACGUCAGCCGCAUGGCCAGCCUGGCGGUGGCCGGCCAGGCCUGCAGGGACUCGGUCCGUGCCCCGUCGCUUCGCCUGGAACCGGAGGCGGUGCUGGCUCCGUCGACGCCCAUGCACGGAAUGGCCAGUAGUACGGGGCGGGAGCGAGCGCUGGAGCAGCUCGUCUUCAACAUGGAGCGGCUGUUUGCCCGCUUUGCAGAAGUGCAGCAUUGCCUGAGCGAGAUCCGGGACUAUGCGCAAAACGGGAAGAAGGUCCAGAGCGUCUACCCCAGCGCUGGAGAGCCCCCUCACAUCAAUGUCACAUGUCAGAAGCAGCUGUCAGAGAACGUGUUCAUCGACGAGCGGCGGCCGGUGCUGCUGUGCGACGGCAAGUUGAGUCUUUCAGCCUUGCAGGAGCUUUUCAACCUCAGCAUCGUGGAGAUGGUGCACGGCCCCCUGUGGAUCGUCCUGGUGGCGGACGCAGACGGCUUCGUACCUCUGACGUUCAAAUCCAAAGAGGAGCUCACGAUUCGCAACGGCAAGCGUAAAUCUACCCUGCGCACCCCCGAGACCUCCUGCCCUUCCAGUCCGGCCCCCAGCCAAACCCCCAACAUGGUGACGGCGGAGGCCUCCACGUAGCGUCUUCACAGACCUCCCAGGACAACGUAGGGGCUUGCAAAAUGCUGCCUCACAACCCGAAGAACAUUUGCAUAUUUUGCCAAUAAAGCAGCUUUAA
Entelurus aequoreus (snake pipefish) is the source of this 2465-nucleotide messenger RNA. RefSeq names its product WD repeat and coiled coil containing (gene wdcp). The record is from RefSeq and is a predicted model, not a curated record. Gene Ontology annotation, molecular function: kinase binding. The transcript has 4 exons. Bases 167 to 2368 code for a protein of 733 amino acids. NCBI's taxonomy places the organism in Eukaryota, Metazoa, Chordata, Actinopteri, Syngnathiformes, Syngnathidae.